This is a messenger RNA of Cryptotermes secundus, 2797 nucleotides long. RefSeq names its product spondin-1 (gene fat-spondin). The coding region runs from base 144 to 2453 and encodes 769 amino acids. The transcript is spliced from 15 exons. Gene Ontology annotation, cellular component: extracellular matrix. Gene Ontology annotation, molecular function: serine-type endopeptidase inhibitor activity. Lineage: Eukaryota; Metazoa; Arthropoda; Insecta; Blattodea; Kalotermitidae. Gene Ontology annotation, biological process: cell adhesion. The record is from RefSeq and is a predicted model, not a curated record.
UGUCGUCGCUAUCUUGAGUGCUUUAAAUCUGUUGUUUACAAAUAUUAUUGGGUUAUUUGUUGUGCUUACUGACAUGGGUCCUGAAGAUUUGCUACAUAUUUCUUCCAGAGUCAUGGAAAGCAUCUCACUUUAAAACACUACAGAUGCUGUGGUGGGUGUUGGUGGUGAUAUGUUUGCUAGAUUCUACACAUGCAUGCCUACGGGAACCUAGAGAAGAACAUUCCACUGCAUUGAGGAGUCCUGGUGACAAUGGGUUCCAUAUACAAGUGAGUGGUGAACCAGAGCGCUAUGUACCUGGAGCGGUGUAUACACUGUCAAUUUUGGGGUCACGAACUCAUGGCCACCUGCAACAGUUCACCCGUUUCAUGCUGGGUGUAGAACCUAUUGAUCCUCACCAAGGUGUUGUGCCAGGAUCAGAUGCCUCCCCUCAGCGUGUUGGCAGUUUUCAGCUCUUUGGAGACUCACUCACUACUUUUAAUGAUCACUGUAUCAACACCAUCUCAGAAGCUGAUGAUCUGCCCAAAACGGAGAUACAGGUUAUGUGGAUAGCACCACCAAAGGGAUCUGGCUGCAUUAUUUUCAGAGCCAUGGUACUGGAAGAUGCAGACAACUGGUAUGCAGAAGAUGGGGCCCUCAGUCGACAGCUGUGUGAACUUUUUGAGCCAGAUAAUGGAAAGAAAGGAAAAGAUGAGGAGUGCUGUGCUUGUGAUGAGGCAAAGUACCAGCUGAUAUUCGAAGGUUUAUGGUCAAACCAGACACAUCCAAAAGACUUCCCAUUCUCACUGUGGCUGACUCACUUCAGUGAUGUGAUUGGAGCAUCACACGAACGCAAUUAUUCUUUCUGGGGUGAGGGCCAGUUAGCUUCCGAUGGUCUCCGCCAGGUGGCAGAGUGGGGCUCUGUGCGAAUAAUGGAGGCUGAAUUAAGAGCACAGAGUAAGCACCUCCGCACCCUCAUCAAAGCAGCUGGAUUGUGGUAUCCACGAGUGAACACCAACACUACAUCCACAUUCAAGGUGGACCAGCGCCAUCCUUUGGUGUCAGCCGUUUCUAUGUUAGGUCCAACUCCAGACUGGAUUGUUGGGGUGUCAGGAUUGAACUUGUGUAACAGGGACUGUACGUGGGCAGAACAGAAAAUUAUUGACCUGUAUCCCUGGGAUGCUGGCACAGACAGUGGAAUAACUUAUAUGUCGCCUAACAGUCCUACCAUCCCACAGGAGAAGAUACAUCGUAUCACUACCCUGUAUCCAGAGGAUCCCAGAGCUCCCUUCUAUGAUCCAACAGGGAAGCAGAUGUUGCCCUUAGCUCGCCUGUACUUGAACAGAGAUUCUGUGAUUCAGAGGAGUUGUGAUGAACAGAGUCUAGACAGGAUUCUGGAAGAAGCCGUGCAGGUUGCAGAAAAUACAGAGGACACCUCCAGGCCGGAGUGCGGUGUCACAGAAUAUUCAGAGUGGAGUAUAUGCUCAGUGACAUGUGGCAAGGGACUGAGAAUGCGGCAACGUGCAUACUUGAAUCAAGGAAAGGCAGAGAUGCUGGGAUGUGACAGACAGCUCGUAUCCAAGGAGAUGUGUGUUGCUGACAUGCCAGAGUGUUCUGGAGGUCCUAUAGAUGAGGGUGAUCAAGAGCUUCUGGAGGGCAAUGAUGGGAUUUGCACCACCACACCUUGGGGGCCAUGGUCAGAGUGUUCUGUCACUUGUGGCGUGGGCACUACUACACGUACCAGGAGAUUUGUAGAUCGAUUUGGUCGCAAGAAAUGUCCCCAUGUAUCUGUUAUAGAGCGGGAGAAAUGCAUGCAACCAGCAUGUACUGGAGAUGAUGCAAAGCAGGAAAUUGCAGAUCCCAUGUGUCCUGUGACAGACUGGAGCGACUGGAGUCCGUGCAGUGCUUCCUGUGGGAAGGGUGUGAAGCUGCGAACACGCCUGCUGCUGGUUGCACCGGAAUUGCAGGAGAAGUGUAGCACACGAGUGGAAAUAGUGCAACAGAGACACUGUGUCGUACAAGAGGAUUGCACCUUUGACAUGUCCAUUGCUAAACAAGUGUGCAUGAUGGAGCAGGAAGUUGGCCCAUGCCGAGGUUAUUUUGAGCGCUGGUAUUUUGAACCCAGAAAGGGGAUGUGUGUGCCAUUUGGUUACGGUGGUUGCCGAGGGAACCGCAAUAACUUCCUCACAGCUAAGGAAUGUAAUGAUGCCUGUGCAGUUAUCAGAGAUCAGCUAUUCCAGCAAGGGCUUCCUCAGCAGAAGGAGCAGGGCAUUAAUGUUGUGCCAGGAGCAGCAGUGUCCCCUGUUGACUGCAUGGUCAGUGACUGGAGCGUGUGGACCGACUGUAGUGUCACAUGUGGCACUGGUAUCAGGGAGCGGUUCCGCAUGAUCAAGGUAAAAGCUGAAAAUGGAGGCCGGCCUUGCCCCAAACGCUUGGUUCGAAGAAAGAAGUGUCAAAUGCGGCCUUGUGAAAUUUAAUGUUUUACAAUUUUUGGAACACAGCAUCCAGUUACAGCAUAAGAAGAAUUUUUAUAUCAGUAUCCCACUAUGCAGCAGACUGUUUCACAAAUGCUUCCAGAGAUUGGUGGACUUCAAACCAUUGUUUAUGGUGGUUUCAGGAUCCUUACAAAGCGGAGUAAAUGUAUUUUCAGUAAGCAUUACUGUUAUUUUGAAUGUUGCCCAAUAUCCUUAGCUUUCUCAGACACAGCCUUUUGUACUGAGUAAGUUGGCUAAACAGUAAUGCUUUCUAUUUGCUCAGUACUCUCUUUGAAUCUAAGUUAGGCAAUGAUUAUCCUGACUUUUCAGGGUAAUACUUUAAAUUA